AUGUCAAAUCGCUACUCCAUUGAAAAAGAAAUAUCUAUCAACCCACAAUCGUUUGUUGGCAUCGAGGAAGUAAUUAAGAAAAAUGGCAACAGCACGUGCCUCUACAUCUCCUAUGACUACGUUGACAAUAUAUUUUUGUGGGUUCUGAAACAAAGCACACCGGUAGCUUUCCGAACAACGAAACUUUGUGAAAGCUAUGUUAGCAAGCACGGCAAAAUCUCUGUGUAUGAGCUGUUUGGAAACGAAAGCUUCUUAAGAAGAUUUCACGUUUUACCUCAAGAGCAAUGCGAAGACCGAUCACUCUUCUCUUCAUUCGCCAACCAGCGUCCUCUUUUAGAUGAGGAACAAGUAUACACAGGCCCUGAACCGCCAACACUCUCUCAGGUUUACGACAUGUUGAUUGCUCCCGUAAGAGACUUGCUAGAAGGAUCUGAUGAAAUCAUUGUUGUUCCUGAUAACUGUUUCUUCCAAGUUCCUUUUGCAGCAUUACCUGAUGAAAGUAACCGCUAUUUAUCAGAUUCUUUCAGGAUACGCAUUGUCCCUUCUUUAACGGCUCUCAAGCUCAUUCUGGACAGUCCAGCGGUCUCUCACAGCGAAACUGGUGCAUUGAUUGUGGGUGAGCCAAGUGUGAUGAAUGUGUAUUUCAAGGGAGAGUUAGGGUCUCUCUGUCCAUUGCCUGGCGCGAAAGCAGAAGCAGAGAUGAUUGCAAGACUACUACCUCAAUCUCACCUUUUAAUAGGAGAGCAGGCAACAAAGCAGACAGUCCUUCAGAGAAUACCGUCAGUGAGUCUCGUACAUAUCGCUGCUCAUGGUGAUGCCGAAAGAGGAGAAAUUGCUCUUACCCCCCUGACUCCACAGUGGGGAUUCCACAUGAAGCAGACUACUUACUGUCAAUGA
This is a messenger RNA of Porites lobata, 897 nucleotides long. NCBI's taxonomy places the organism in Eukaryota, Metazoa, Cnidaria, Anthozoa, Scleractinia, Poritidae. The record is from the annotation of a GenBank genome assembly.